Vittaforma corneae ATCC 50505 is the source of this 2286-nucleotide messenger RNA. RefSeq lists its product as uncharacterized. The transcript has a single exon. NCBI's taxonomy places the organism in Eukaryota, Fungi, Microsporidia, Nosematidae. The coding region runs from base 1 to 2286 and encodes 761 amino acids. The record is from RefSeq and is a predicted model, not a curated record.
AUGAAGAUCGAUAGAGUCACCAAUAUUAUUGGGAUAUUACAUUCAGUGUUGGUAGAAAACACUAAGCGAAGUAAUGAAGACAGAUCGGAUUGUGCCGUCUCAUUGAAAGGAAUGAAGAUGUCAAAUUUGGAAAUCUAUGGAUCUGAAGAUAGUUCAAAAACUCCCGUUUCAUUACAAGAAAUAAUCUUGCCGGAUUUUAUAAUAGUGGCAAACGCAUUGGCUUCAAAGGGGCAGAUAGAUUUAAGAACUCAAUGCUCACAAAGUGCUGAUGUAAACUUUUAUGACGUCUAUCAACACUUGGGGUUCAUCACUGAAGAAUGUAAAUCACUCGACCUUUCAAACAUGUGCUUAAAAAGACUUCCAAUCAAAGCGAUAGCGUGUAUGAAGAACUUAAAAAUGUUAAAUGUGUCGUAUAAUCCCCAUUUAGUCCUCAAAAAUAAAGACCUUAGAGUUUUAAGGGAAAGAAUGGAGAAAAUAAUUUUUAGAGGCAUGGGCCAAAUCUACCUGAAUCAGCUAAUAAAGCUAAUGAAGAUGCCAAAGCUAUCUUACAUGGAUAUUUCAUACAACGAUUUAUCAGUAAUGCUUUACAGUGAUGAGUUUAAUUUCGAAAUACCAGGAGCUAAAUUCCAGGGGCUGAGGAUGAGAAGUUGCCAGUUGGACUUUAACAAUUUUAGAAUGAUUGUAUCGAAAUUUAGACAUUUGGAAAUCUUGGAUGUUUCGGAAAAUCCCAGGAUAGGCUCAACAAAGCCAGAAAACAAGAAGAUCAUAUUUGGAAAUUUGAAAAAUACGCUUAAAGACCUUGACAUGAAUUUUUGCAGACUAGACAUAGAAUGGAUGAAAUCAAUCUGUGAUUGUAAAAAAUUAGAGAAGUUAAAUCUGAGCCAAAACGGAGAAAUAGGAAGAGUGAAUCCUAAUAGUCUCGACUUCUGCAACUUAAGAAGAAGCCUUACUGAGCUGACGAUGCGCGAUUGUAAUAUUAAUUUAGAUUGGCUUAAGAAAAUAUGUACAUUUAAGCAACUGUCAAGGCUAGAUGCUAGCUUUAAUGAUGAAAUUGGAGAAAGAAUAACGUCUGAAUUUGAUCUUGGCAACCUGAAAGGCACUCUUGUUGAGCUGGACUUAAUGAAAUGUGAUUUGAAUUCGAAUGCUUUAAGUGCUAUUUGCAAGCUUGAGAAACUAGAAAAGCUAAAUCUCAGUAGAAAUAGUAAAAUUGAGAACAGUAAGGUUUCAGAGGUUGAUUUUGGCAACCUGAAAGGCACUCUUGUUGAGCUGAACUUAAUGAAAUGUGGCUUGAGUUUCAAUACUUUAAGUGCUAUUUGCAGGCUUGAGAAACUAGAAAGGUUGAAUAUCAACAUGAAUUAUUCUAUUGGAUGGGCUAUGCUAUCAAAUUUUGACGUUGGUAAUUUGAAAGGUACUCUUGUUGAAUUAAAAGCAAUGGAAUGUGACCUAAACUUGGAUGGGCUGAAGGCUAUUUGUAAGCUUGAAAAUCUAAAAUCGUUAGAUAUUGGCUAUAAUAAAAUGCUUGGAUAUGGCAUAUCAUCGGAUUUUCACUUCGACAAUAUAAGAAAUACUCUCGUUGAACUAAAAGUCGAUGGUUGUAACUUAAGCUUAAAUGGGCUGAAGGCUAUUUGUAUGCUUAAGAAGCUAGAAAAGCUGGAUGUUUGUUGGAACGUAUUCCUUGGACAGGAUAUGACUUCAAAUUUUGACUUUGCUAAUAUAAGAAGUACCCUUACUGAGUUGAAACUGUUGUGCUGUGGCUUAAACUUAGAUGCAUUGAAGGCUGUCUGUAAGCUGGAUAAGCUAGAAAAGCUAGACAUUUCUUUUAAUCAAAAUAUUGGACAAGAAAUGGGCCUGGGCUUUGAUUUUGGAAACCUAGCAAAUACCCUUAUUGAGUUAAAGGCAGAGCGCUGUAGUUUAAGUAUUUAUGGAUUGAGAGCUAUUUUCAAGCUUAAGAAGUUAAAAAGAUUAGAUAUUUGCUGGAACUUGGGCAUUGGGCGAUUUAUAACACCUGGCUUUGAUUUUGAAAAUUUGGAGAGUACUCUCAUUGAACUAAAAAUGAGGUGCUGUGAUUUAGAUGCUGAUAUAUUAAAGGCCACUAAAAACCUCAAAAUGCUAGAAAGGCUAAAUAUUGGAUACAAUCUGGAGAUUAGACGAAGACUGACAUCAGAAUUUGAUUUUGGGAGCUUGACCGAUACUCUUGUUGUAUUGGAUCUAAGACGCUGUCAAAUUGAUAGUACGUUGCAUAAAACAAUUAGGAGUAAGUUCAAAAACACAAGAGUAGUGUUCUAA